Suncus etruscus (white-toothed pygmy shrew) is the source of this 1545-nucleotide messenger RNA. RefSeq names its product interleukin 18 receptor 1 (gene IL18R1). The record is from RefSeq and is a predicted model, not a curated record. Gene Ontology annotation, biological process: positive regulation of type II interferon production; interleukin-18-mediated signaling pathway. Lineage: Eukaryota; Metazoa; Chordata; Mammalia; Eulipotyphla; Soricidae. Gene Ontology annotation, molecular function: interleukin-18 receptor activity; interleukin-18 binding. The coding region runs from base 1 to 1545 and encodes 514 amino acids. The transcript is spliced from 10 exons.
AUGGCUCGAGCGCAACAGAUUGGUGAUACCAGGGGCAUGUGCUUGUGUUACGCAGGGCAUCUCUGUUUCAUGCGAACUACAGGCCCGGAACAAUGUAUAUUCCGUGAGCAUAUUAGUGAACUUGAAGGAGAAUUUUUCUAUCUGAAACCUUGCAUUGAUCCAUCUCCAAAUGAACUUAGCACUGUGAAAUGGUACAAAAAGAAUGAGUCACUUGGACUUGUUGAGUUACCCUCUAGCAAUUCAUCCAGGAUAAUUUUACGUAAUAAGAGUUUAGAGUUUUGGCCACUUGAGCUGGGUGACCGUGGAAGUUACAUGUUCUGCAUGGGUCUUUCUCUGGGCCAGUUCCAGUUGCCACCAAAUUUAAGGAAUGCAACUGUGGGAGUAGAUUGUGAAAAAAUAAAGAGUGGUGAAUCCUUUAUAGAGAAGAGUGCAACGUAUGAAGAUCAAGGCUAUUACACCUGCGUUUAUAGUCUUCAUCUCAAUGGAAAGCCAUUUAAUUUCACCAAAACUUAUAAUGUAACAAUAACUGAAGGUCAAGAUCUUAUCCAUUCAUAUUUUCAUGGACCAAAUCCUGAGUAUAUUAAAGUGGAAUUAGGAAAAGAUGUACUGCUUAACUGCUCAGCUUCUGCAGAUAACUGGAGUUUAUUUGAGUGGAAAUUUAACAGUGAAACUCAUCAUAAUGCGGAAGAAAAAGAAUUAACAACAUUUGACAUUGGAAAGAAUCAAAAACAUAUGUCACAAAUAUUAGAAAUUAAGAAUAUUAAUGAAAAAAAUCUAAAUACUCCAUAUGUUUGUAUGAUUAGUGGAAAAAUUAAAGAGAAUAAAACCUUCAUCUUGUUGAAAAAAGAAGAGCCUGAUAUCUCCAACCAUGUCUUCAAGAGAGGAAUGAUCAUAACUGUUUUUAUAUCAAUGGCAAUUGUAUGCCUGGUAAUCUUGGGUAUCAUAUAUAGAGUUGACUUGACUCUAUUUUAUAGACAUUUCAUGAGAAGAGAUGAAACAUUAACAGAUGGAAAAACGUAUGAUGCUUUUGUGUCUUAUCUAAAAAACUGUCAACCCGAGAAUGGAGAAGCACACACCUUUGCUGUCGAGAUUUUGCCCAAGGUGUUGGAGAAACAUUUUGGAUAUAAGUUAUGCAUAUUUGAAAGGGAUGUAGUGCCUGGAAAAGCUGUUGUUGAUGAAAUCCAUUCACUAAUAGAAAAAAGUAGAAGACUAAUCAUUGUUCUAAAUAAAAGUUACAUGUCUAAUGAAGUCAGAUAUGAACUUGAAAGUGGACUUCAUGAAGCACUGGUAGAAAGGAAAAUUAAAAUAAUCUUAAUUAAAUUUGCAUCUGUCAGCGACUUCUCAUUCUUGCCACAAUCACUAGAGCUUUUGAAAUCUCAUAGAGUUCUGAAGUGGAAGGCUGAUAAAUCUCUGAGUUACAACUCUAGAUUUUGGAAAAAUCUUCUUUACCUGAUGCCUGCCAAGGUAGUCAAGCCAUGCAGAGAUGAAUCAGUAGAAUCGUUUCCUUUUUUUCAAGAUUCUGAACUUAGAAACCUAAACAAAUGA